AUGCAGGUGCCGGCUCGCGUCGAUUUCCCCUACAGCCACUCGCUGCAUCCCGGCGACGCGGAUAGGAAGAGGAUCUUGCGUGCGGCAAGCUUCUCGACCAUGAAUGUGGAGAGGGAUCGGCCGAGACCGCCAAGACCGCCAGAGAGGACCCCCCCCCGCCUCAACUCGACGGAAGGCUGCUGCAAGGCUGCUGACCGGAAAAGAUUCGACACCUUCCGGGACAUGACAUCCAUUUUCGUAAAAGAACCGGAAGGCCUGUUGAAUCAUGGGGGCCAAGGCGUCUGGCUGGCUGCGCAACAGGAAGGCAAGCUCGUCAACCUGCCUAGGUUCACGAGAGCGUACCAGGCCGUGACCAAGGCUAGUGCGAUACACGCGGCGUCUUCAAAAGACAGGCCGGGUGGAAUCUUCCCCACCUGGCCCGUCUUUGUUCUCAAGAGCGUCCGGUGCGCACCCGGUGUCAGGACCAUAACCCUGUCACCGACCUUGAACUUGCCUUGGUUGUUCUUGGUGUUUAUUCGAGUCACGAUUCCAGAAGCCUCCAUGCCCAGGAGGUUGGGAUCAAGCCGAUUCUGGCCUUUGACAGUUGCCAGAUCAGCUUCGGAGAGACACGAUGCCUUGACAGAGAUGUCAAGUUCGUCUUCGGUCAGCUCCUCCGGCCUAGUCGGGACAUCAUCUCUGGCCGCUGAGGACUGUUCCUCUACAGACUGGAGCGAGUCGAGACCACCGGCAGGUUCCACUGCAAGUCGGAGGCACGAGUUCUCUGCGAGGGAGCCAAGUUGGACUUUCUUCUACGGGCCCAGUUGCUCGGCCCUUGCCUGCGCCCGCGAGGUCGUUCAUGAUUUUGUCUGCGUCGACAUCAACACUGACGCGGUUAACCUGUACGACGCCUUGAUCAAGUCUGAACUCUGCGUCGUCAGGCUGAGUGGAGUCACUCAGGCUGAAGGAAGGCGUUUGACAAAAGCUCGGCGGCCCGCGCAUCAAGGGGAUCGUGAAUGUGGAUGGUGCGGAAGCUCAGGCCGGACGUCUCAUUGCGUACCCACCACACGUGCAAUCCCGGCGACCAUCUCGGCGGCCGGGUCCGCAAAACCCGUUACCCAUGUGACACUUUCCGCCAAGGUGAUGAGAUCUCGCGCAGCUACAAAUUGA
Molecule: messenger RNA, 1146 nt
Organism: Pyricularia pennisetigena
Lineage: Eukaryota; Fungi; Ascomycota; Sordariomycetes; Magnaporthales; Pyriculariaceae
Exons: 2
Coding region: 1-1146 (381 amino acids)
Source: RefSeq, a predicted model, not a curated record